AUGCUACUCCUUGCAUCGCGACGCGCAGUCGCCUCUGUCGGCAGCCUCGCAGUCAUGCCCAGCCUCAGUCUGCUCCUCCUUCUCGUUCACAUGAUUACCAUCGCGGACGCGAGUCCCGAAGCGGCAUCUCCUGACUUUGUUAUCGUUGGCGGUGGGACUGCUGGCUGUACCAUUGCAGCUCGACUCUGUUCACGUGUCCAAACAGCAAGUGUUGUAGUUCUGGAACGCGGAGUUCCUCGUAGCCCCCAGUCUGAAUUAUUGAUGCGUGCCGCGCGGAACAUUGGACGGACAUGGGAAGAUCCGAACCUCUCGCAGACGUUUCAAUCUGAACCAGACCCCAGUAUGGCGGGACAACGGCAGGAAAUUAUCGACGCAAACACGCUCGGCGGGGCAUCGUCAAUUAACGCCAUGCAGUGGGGUAUCCCACUAGGAAACAAAGAGGGCAGGUGGGGAAUUCGAGGGCUGUCGUCCCGUGUCGCCAAGCGGUUCUAUCGUCGUGCGUAUCGCAAGGUAGGCUUCGCCCAACAACCACAAUCGUUGAGACAACUGUAUGGGGACGAAUAUGCUGACGCUGCCUCAAGAACAAGGUUUACAAGAGAGUUCAGUCCGUUCAAGACAAGUCUGCGAGAGGCUGUUUGGGAGAUGGCCGUUGCCGUCACUCCAUCCGGUAGAAGGAUUGACUCAUGCACUGCGUAUCUCAAGCCUGUAUUGAAUGGAAGAUGUAGGAGGAAUUUGAGAUUGAUCCAGGGGACGACGGUUACUCGGGUCCUUCUUGACAACAGCACAGUGCCACGAGCAAUUGGCGUGGAAUAUGUCGAUUCCAAAGAUACUCGCUUGACCAACAAGAACGUGCUGCUUGCUUCCAAAGAGGUAAUACUAUCAGCGGGACCAUUCGGAUCUCCCAAGUUGCUGCAAUUAUCCGGCAUCGGGCCAAGAUCUCAUCUUCAAGCGGCCAACGUAGAGACGAGAGUAGAUCUACCCGUGGGGCAGCGGACGCAGUCGCGGGCCCUGGGCUUUGUAUCCUCACAAUACUACAAGGGACAGCCUCUAGAGCCGUCGAACAACUCCACGAUCUUGAAUGGUCCUGAAACUCUCCGCAGUUGGCGUCGCAGACAGCCAAGUGUAUUGGGCAGCACCGGUUUCGCCACAAUGGCGGUGCUGAAGGACAUUGGAUACGUGCCAAUGUCAACGGCGAACGACGCCACGACGCUAGACGAACGAAUUUUGCAGUCAUUUUGCUUGACAAACCCUACUAGUUAUGGCUAUCUUCGCAUCCUCGACGGGGAUCCAUUUUCGACGCCAAAAGUGCUUCUCAACGCCCUCGGCAGUCGCACAGAUGUGAACCGAAUGCGGACAUGCCUAGAGCGAUUUGUGCGUGUACACAGGAAUCUCCCAGCAUCCUUCCAGUUGGAGACAACAUGCCCAGCACCUGACUUCAACGACACACAACUGAGACAAAGGACCUCAUUCAGUCUGCAUUUUGUCGGCGGGUGUCGGGUGGGGGCCGUGGUGCGGAGCGAUCUUUCGGUGAAAGGCGUGGAAGGACUGAGGGUUGUCGACUCCUCGGUAUUCAGGAGUAUGCCGGUGUCGGCUGGACCCAUGGCCUCGACGUACAUGCUGGCGGAAUUUGUGGCUGACAAAUUGGCCAAGAUGUAUGCCAGGGGGGUGCGACGAAAAUCGGUGUGGUGA
Molecule: messenger RNA, 1689 nt
Organism: Chondrus crispus (carragheen)
Lineage: Eukaryota; Rhodophyta; Florideophyceae; Gigartinales; Gigartinaceae
Exons: 1
Coding region: 1-1689 (562 amino acids)
Molecular function (GO): flavin adenine dinucleotide binding; oxidoreductase activity, acting on CH-OH group of donors
Source: RefSeq, a predicted model, not a curated record